Messenger RNA from Micromonas pusilla CCMP1545, 1246 nucleotides. RefSeq lists its product as uncharacterized. The transcript is spliced from 4 exons. The record is from RefSeq and is a predicted model, not a curated record. NCBI's taxonomy places the organism in Eukaryota, Viridiplantae, Chlorophyta, Mamiellophyceae, Mamiellales, Mamiellaceae. Bases 50 to 1162 code for a protein of 370 amino acids.
CGCGAGCGCGGGUCCCCCGUCGCGAACGUCGAGUCGUCGCUCGCGCGUCAUGGGAGCCGGCGGCGACGCGGAGACGCCGUCCUCGACGUCGGGGACCACCGCGGCGCGACGCGCGGUCCCGACCUUCCCCAACGCGGUCGCGUGCGAGAAGCUGUCGUGCGACGAGAUCAGCCCCGAGGAUUUCGCGCGCCUCUACGUGACGCGCGCGAUGCCGUGCGUCCUGACCGACGUCGCGUCGUCGUGGCCGUGCGUCGGCGGCGACGCGCGGUGGACGCUAGAGCACUUCAAGCGCGCGCACGGAAACCUGGACGUCGUCGUGGACGACGGCACGCGCGAGAAGCUCCGAACGUCGAUGGCGGAGUACGUCGACGCGUUCGACGCGAUGGCGGAUCGCGCGGAGGCGGCGGCGGCGGAGGCGGCGGGCUCCGGGGACGCCUCGGACGCGACGCCGCCGUACCUCCGGACGUGGAACUUCUACGACGACGUCCCCGGGAUGCUCGACGGCUUCCCCGCGGACUCGCCGUACUUUCGCGACUAUUUCAAGACGCUCAAGGAGGAGUGGCAGCCGCCGUUCACGUGGCUGUUCCUGGGACCGCGCGGCGCCAGGACGCGGCUCCACGUGGACGUGUGGCACACGGACGCGUGGCUGACGAUGAUCGAGGGACGGAAGAAGUUCAUCAUGUACCACCCCGCGCACCUGAAGCACGUGUUCGACGAGCGGACGCAGACGUACGUGGACCUGCACGCGCCGGACCUGGAGAAGUUCCCCGACUUUGCCCGCGCCGUGCCCGUCGAGUUCAUCUUAGAGGAGGGCGAGACGGUCUACAUCCCGCGGAAGUUUCCGCACUACGCCGUGGCGCUGACGCACACGGUGAGCCUCACGGUGAACUUCCUCGCGAGCGCGAACCGACGCAACGUGGUCGAAAGGUGCGUCGCGUACGCGAACCGUAGGAGCGCGUGCGAGUUCGUGUUGGGGCGGCAACUGAAGGCGUCGGACAACGUGAUGAAAUUUUGCGUCCACGGCGGCGACAUCAACAAGACGAUGGCGGCGAGCAUCUUGGGCUUGAGCGCGGAGGAGUUAGAGGGUAAGAUGAGAGAGAAAAAGCGAGAGCUGCUGCGGCGGGAGGCGGCGGAGGCGGAGAGAGAGGAAGAGGCGGCGUAGGGCCACUCGCGGUCGAGGUCGAUCUAUUAUUACCGUACGUAGUUCAACUAGUCGUCGACGUUACUCGUAUUACAACCGAACGCU